AUGAAUACUGUAGAGGAGAAUAUUCUAUGUUUGAAUUGUAAUAGUUUUUUAUGUAUAAAAUGUACAUCUUUACAUAGAAAUCAUUACUUUCAACCAGUAGAUAAAUUAAGAAUCUAUUUGGAAAACAACAAUUGUAUCAAUGAACACUAUUUCAAAAAAGCUCGUAUAGUCUACGCUGAAAUUCAAACUGGAUUGGGGAAUUUAAAAUCAUAUGUAGCUGAAAAACAACGACGUCACCAAAUGGGAGAAGUUAUCAAUGUACUUGAAUUAUAUCACUACAUUAUCAAAGAAAGGGACAGAAUCUAUCUACUUCAUUAUAUCUUCGAAGAAAUCGAGAAAGAUCGAACAACAAUUCAAUUGAACUUCUUGAGAAUUGGUCAUUUUUUGGCUUUUUUGUACACUUCUCUCGACAAAAAUCACCCUCUAAAAAUAGGUCUAUAA
Heterostelium album PN500 is the source of this 441-nucleotide messenger RNA. RefSeq lists its product as uncharacterized. The record is from RefSeq and is a predicted model, not a curated record. The transcript has 2 exons. Bases 1 to 441 code for a protein of 146 amino acids. NCBI's taxonomy places the organism in Eukaryota, Evosea, Eumycetozoa, Acytosteliales, Acytosteliaceae.